Messenger RNA from Pungitius pungitius (ninespine stickleback), 2096 nucleotides. It is a transcript of the gene htr6, whose product is annotated as 5-hydroxytryptamine (serotonin) receptor 6. Lineage: Eukaryota; Metazoa; Chordata; Actinopteri; Perciformes; Gasterosteidae. Bases 690 to 2096 code for a protein of 468 amino acids. The record is from RefSeq and is a predicted model, not a curated record. Gene Ontology annotation, biological process: chemical synaptic transmission; G protein-coupled receptor signaling pathway, coupled to cyclic nucleotide second messenger. Gene Ontology annotation, cellular component: dendrite; plasma membrane. Gene Ontology annotation, molecular function: G protein-coupled serotonin receptor activity; neurotransmitter receptor activity. The transcript is spliced from 3 exons.
GGGGUGCAAGGAUCAUGAUACCUGUAGGGCACUUGUGAGCGGUGCCCUGCUCACAAACGGAUGCUUUCUGCUCUGCCUUUUUGCUGUUGCCGCGAAUGAAAAGGACCUGCGAAAGAAAGGCAGCAGAGCCCCGGCUGCGCAAUGGAAGCUGUGAAAUUCCACUUCUGAGAAGUGAGGGAUGGUUUGGACUCGGUCGUGGCUCUCUUUGUCUUCAGUAGUUCUGAAUGCCUGGUCGGGCUCAUCUCUCUGUGUGCCCUCCUCCAGCGACUGUCAUCACUGUGACAUGAUGCUCUCCAACGCCUCUGCCAGCCGCCGAAGGGCUCAUUCUGUCUCUUAGCUGUGGACGAGGCAGGGACACGCCGGCCAGCAUGGAGAGACGAGUGAAUCUGUGUUGGUGAUUUGUGUCACUGUGCCGGUGGCUGUGGAAGUAAACCACCAGGGCACCUGGACAUAUUCCUGCCAGAAGGGACAUGGAGAAAUAUUUACCCAUCGGAAAGAGUCUGGUCAGCCUUGACAGGAACAUGGACGGAUGGCUUCUCGACACCUCGGUAACUCAUUUUAAUUCGCCAAUGUCCAGAAAGUGAGCGCUCUGGCUGCAAAGGGAGAACCAGCUAAGAUGUGUUACAUCUAGUGGCACCUGAAGAGGAACCCUUGAGAGCUGGUGUCGUCGAUUGUCGCCAACCGGCACCAUGAGCGACUCCCACUUGUCUGGCUCCAUGGGAAGCUACAACAUCAGCUCUCUCUCCACCAGCGCUUGGAACGUCACUGGCAGCGGCCCGUGGUUGCUUGCCUUCAUGCUGACCGCCAUCAUCCUCAUGACGGUCUGCGGCAACAUGUUGCUCAUCGCCGUGGUGUUUGCCCAUCGCUCUUUGCGCUGCACAUCAAACUGCUUCCUGGUGUCUCUGUUCCUUUCCGACCUGAUGGUGGCGGUGGUGGUCAUGCCGCCGGCCAUGCUCAACGUCCUGUGUGGAGCCUGGGUGCUUUGGCCGGCCUUUUGCCCCAUUUGGCUCUGCUUUGACGUCAUGUGCUGCAGCGCGUCCAUUCUCAACCUUUGCGUGAUAAGCCUGGACCGCUACCUCUUCAUCAUCUCGCCGCUGCGCUACAAGCAGAGGAUGACGCCGCCCCGGGCGUUGCUUCUGGUGGGAGCUGCUUGGGGGUUGGCGGCGUUGGCGUCCUUCCUGCCCAUCGAGAUGAAAUGGCACAGCUUGGGCCACGGGAGUGGAAACGGGUCGGCCCCGGGGGUCGCCGGGGACAACAUCAGCUCGUACUAUGACACGCUGUACCCAGCAUCCUACUUUCAGCUGUCACCAUCGGGGGGCCUUUCCUUCCAGUGCCGCCUGCGGGUCACCUUGCCCUUUGCCCUGGUGGCAUCCGUGCUCACGUUCUUUCUGCCCUCCAGUGCCAUUUGCUUCACUUACUGUCGGAUCCUCCUGGCGGCGAGGAGGCAAGCUAAGAGGGUCGCGGCGCUGAGCCACCCGCCACACCCGCACCCCUCUCCUGGCGAGCCUUCCAGGCCUCCCUCGCCCGGGGUGGCCGUGGGGCAAGCUCACCAGGACGUAGAUGACUGCAGUCCCCAGGAGCCUCCUGUGUCACAGAAUGUCCCGCCCUCAGUGAACAGUGAGCGUCGUCUGGCUCACAGACAGGGUCGCAGGGCACUGAAGGCCAGUCUGACUCUGGGAGUCCUCCUGGGACUCUUCUUCAGUGCUUGGCUGCCCUUUUUCAUCACAAACAUGGCCCAGGCAGUGUGCGAGUGCGUCCCCAUGGCGCUCUUCGACGCCAUCACUUGGCUGGGCUACUGCAACAGCACCAUGAACCCCAUCAUCUACCCGCUGUUCAUGCGGGACUUCAAGCGGGCGCUGGGGAGGCUCCUGCCCUGCUGUUCCUCGCAGUUGCCCCGGAGGCCCUCGCCGGCGCUCUCGCUCUCCCUCCGCAACUCCGGGGAGCAGAACGCCGCCAGCAGCCUCCCGUCCCUGCUGGCCUCCGACCCCACGCACCCCCCCGCCACCGCCACCGACGCGGUCAACCUGCUGGACGCCGAGCACGCUGGCGUCGAGUUGCCCCUACUUCUGCCCAAUCAGGUGGAUGCCCGGGAUUGA